Messenger RNA from Pungitius pungitius (ninespine stickleback), 11034 nucleotides. It is a transcript of the gene fryl, whose product is annotated as furry homolog, like. NCBI's taxonomy places the organism in Eukaryota, Metazoa, Chordata, Actinopteri, Perciformes, Gasterosteidae. Bases 420 to 9806 code for a protein of 3128 amino acids. The transcript has 62 exons. Gene Ontology annotation, biological process: neuron projection development; cell morphogenesis. Gene Ontology annotation, cellular component: site of polarized growth; cell cortex. The record is from RefSeq and is a predicted model, not a curated record.
UGGGCAGACCCACACACUCACCACAGGAAGAGAGCAGCAGAGGGAAUAUCGCUGUGUUGUUGGGACUUGUUCCGUGCUGCUUUUCUGGAGGAAAGUUCUCGCCUCUCCGGAUUGUUUUGCUGCUCUGAGAUCUGGGAUGGGGGGCAGUCGGGUGGAAUACCUGUCUAACUAGCCGGCCGCGGGGGGUGGUCUCUGCUUUCUCUGGGCAGUCGGCGGAAACGACUCUUCCCUGGGGAGUAUCGUCACGAUGCUGCCUCUAAUCGGCACCUGUGGAGACUAGCGUUCAGCUCCAUCCUUUCAGGGGGGGGCAGGUGUUUUCUUUUGUGGAAUGAAAGUGACUGGAGCUGCGUAGACUUUCUGGUGGGGACCCUAACUUUUUAUUUUUGGAGAGGGGGGAGAGAGUUGGAGAGGGAGGCACCAUGCUGAGCCUGCAGGACUCGGUCUUCUUUGAGAUCAGCAUCAAAUCUCUGCUCAAGUCGUGGAGCAGCAGCUCUUCUGCACCCGUCAGCAGCGUGAGUAGACGCCGCGGACCCUCCUCGGCGACCCCCCCCUCGUGGGAAAAUCACAGCGCUGCCGCCAUGUCGAGCAUCACCAUCGACCCGGAGCUGAAGCCCGGGGAGUUCGUCAUCAAGAGUCUGUUCGCCGAGUUCGCCGUCCUCGCCGAGAAGAAGAUCGAGAUGGUGAUGGCCGAGCCGCUGGAGAAACCUCUGUCCCGAUCCCUUCAGAGAGGAGAAGAUUCACAAUUUGACCAGUUAAUAAGCUCUAUGAGCUCCAUAGCAGAACACUGUUUGCCCUCCCUGCUGCGCACGCUGUUCGACUGGUACCGGCGGCAGAGCGGCACCGAAGACGAGUCGUAUGAGUACCGGCCUCGCUCCAGCACCAAGUCCAAAGGGGACGAGCAGCACCGGGAUAAAGAUUACCUCCUGGAGCGGAGGGACCUGUCCAUAGAUUUCAUUUUUUGUUUGGUAUCGGUGGAGGUUCUGAAGCAGAUUCCUCUUCAUCCAGUGCCAGAUGUUCUAGUACACGAAGUCCUCAACCUGGCAUUCAAGCACUUUAAACACAAAGAGGGGUACUGCGGCCCAAACACUGGCAACGUGCACAUCAUCGCAGACCUGUACGCCGAGGUCAUCGGGGUCCUCACACACUCAAAGUUUCAGGCGGUGAGGAAGAAGUUCAUCACGGAGCUGAAGGAGCUGCGGCUGAAGGAGCAGAGUCCCUACGUGGUCCAGAGCGUCAUCAGCCUCAUCAUGGGCAUGAAGUUCUUCCGGGUCAAAAUGUACCCGGUGGAGGACUUUGAGGCCUCUUUCCAGUUCAUGCAGGAGUGCGCCCAGUACUUCCUGGAAGUCAAGGACAAGGACAUAAAGCACGCUCUGGCCGGCCUCUUUGUGGAGAUCCUCAUCCCCGUCGCCGCCGCGGUGAAGAACGAAGUCAACGUGCCAUGCCUGAAGAACUUUGUGGAGAUGUUGUACCAGACGACGUUCGAACUGAGCUCCAGAAAGAAGCACUCCUUGGCUCUGUACCCUCUGGUGACCUGCCUGCUGUGUGUCAGUCAGAAGCAGUUCUUCCUCAACAACUGGCACAUCUUCCUCCAGAACUGCCUCUCGCACCUGAAGAUGCCGUCUAACAACAGCAUCCGCAAGCAGAUUGAGACGCUGCAGAACAAAGACCCCAAGAUGUCUCGCGUGGCUCUGGAGUCUCUGUACAGGCUGCUGUGGGUCUACAUCAUCCGGAUCAAGUGUGAGAGCAACACUGUCACACAGAGUCGACUACUUGCCAUCGUUUCAGCACUUUUCCCCAAAGGCUCGCGGAGCGUGGUGCCCAGGGACACGCCACUCAACAUCUUCGUCAAGAUCAUCCAGUUCAUAGCUCAGGAAAGACUGGACUUUGCAAUGAAGGAGAUCAUCUACGACCUCCUGUGUGUGGGCAAGUCUCACAAGACCUUCGCCAUCAAUCCGGAGAGGAUGAACAUCGGCCUGCGAGCCUUCCUGGUGAUCGCUGACAGCCUCCAGCAGAAGGACGGAGAGCCUCCGAUGCCCACGACCGGGAUCAUCAUGCCCUCCGGCAACACCCUGCGCGUCAAGAAGAUCUUCCUCAACACCACGCUCACCGACGAAGAGGCCAAGGGCAUCGGCAUGCAGCUGUACUACCCUCAAGUGAGAAAGGCCUUAGAUAACAUCCUGCGCCACCUGGACAAGGAGGUGGGACGCUCCAUGAGCAUGACCAACGUGCAGAUGUCCAACAAGGAGCCCGAGGACAUGAUAACGGGGGAGAGGAAGCCCAAGAUUGAUCUGUUCCGCACGUGUGUGGCUGCCAUCCCGAGGCUGAUCCCGGACGGCAUGAGCAGACAAGACCUGAUCGAGCUUCUGGCCAAGCUCACCAUCCACAUGGACGAGGAGCUGCGCGGCCUCGCCUUCACGACGCUCCAGGCCCUGAUGGUGGAUUUCCCGGAGUGGCGUGAGGACGUCCUGUCGGGCUUUGCGUACUUCAUCGUGCGGGAGGUGACGGACGUCCACCCCACGUUGUUGGACAACGCCGUCAAGAUGCUGCUGCAGCUGCUCAGCCAAUGGAGGCAGGCGGUGCAGAGCAGCAACAAGGGCCACGAGGCCAAGGGCUCCAGCAGCGGCCGCUCUCUGUCCCUGGAGCGCACCCCUCUGCUGGGGGUGCUGCACGUGGUGGAGGGUCUGGCUCUGGUGGUGCUCUGCAGCUGCCGCCCCGCCACACGCCGGCUGGCCGUCAACGUCCUCAAGGAGGUCCGUGCGCUGCACACAGCACUGGGUAUCUGCAAGGGGGAUGAGGAAUUGGCCAUCGACGUAAUGGACCGAUUGAGUGCGUCGGUGCUGGAAAGUUUUAUUCAUCUCACGGGAGCGGACCAGACCAACCUGCUGUAUUGUCCCAGCGGCAUCGAUCUGCAGACGCUGGCGGAGUGGAGCUCGUCUCCCAUCAGCCACCAGUUCGACGUGGUGAGCCCCUCGCACAUCUGGGUGUUUGCCCACGUCACCCAGGGCCAGGACCCCUGGGUCAUCAGCUUCUCCAGCUACCUGCGGCUGGAGAACCUGCCCAAACAUUGCCCCACCGCCCUCAACUACGCCUGGAUGUUCGCCUACACGCGCCUGCAACUUCUGUCUCCGCAAGUCGACAUCAACAGCCCCAUCAACGCCAAGAAACUCAACAGUCUGAACAGCAACGACUCCUACGUGGGCCUCUGGAGGAACUACCUGAUUCUGUGCUGCAGCUCCGCCUCCUCCUCGCCCUCCAUGUCCUCGUCGUCCUCCACCUCCGGCUCCGUCCGCUGCUCCCCGCCUGAGACGCUGGCGUCCACGCCGGACAGCGGCUACUGUUACGACUCAAAGAUUGUUGGUACUCCGUCCCCCUCCUCCCUCUUCAAACACAUCGUUCCCAUGAUGCGCUCUGAGAGCAUGGACAUCACGGAGUCUCUGGUGUUGGGGCUUGGCAGGACCAACCCUGUGGCCUUCAGAGAGCUGAUAGAGGAGCUCAACCCCAUUAUAAAAGAAGCUCUAGAGCGAAGACCUGAGAACAUGAAGCGGCGCAGGCGCCGGGACAUCCUCAGGGUCCAGCUGGUCCGGAUAUUUGAGCUGCUGGCCGACGCUGGCGUCAUCAGUCAGAUAACCAGCGGAGGGCUGGACGGGGAGAGCCACUCUCUGAACAGCACGCUGCUGGAGUACGUCGAUCUGACCAGGCAGCUGCUGGAGGCCGAGAACGACAAGGACUCGGACACGCUGAAGGACAUCCGUUGCCACUUCAGCGCGCUGGUGGCAAACAUCAUUCAGAAUGUCCCAGUGAACCAGAGGAGGACCAUCUUCCCCCAGCAGUCGCUGAGACACAGCCUCUUCAUGCUGUUCAGUCACUGGGCCGGCCCCUUCAGCAUCAUGUUCACCCCCCUGGACCGCUACAGCGACCGCAACAUGCAGAUCAACCGCCACCAGUACUGUGCUCUGAAGGCCAUGUCGGCGGUGUUGUGCUGCGGCCCCGUGGCCGACAACGUGGGCCUCUCCUCCGACGGGUACCUCUACAAGUGGCUGGACAACAUCCUGGACUCCCAGGACAAGAAGGUCCACCAGCUGGGCUGCGAGGCUGUGAUGCUGCUUCUGGAGCUCAACCCGGACCAGAGCAACCUCAUGUUCUGGGCCGUCGACCGCUGCUACACGGGCUCUCGCCGCGUGGCGGCUGGCUGCUUCAGGGCCAUCGCCAACGUCUUCCACAACAGGGAUUACCAGUUCGACACUGUGGUGCUGCUGAACCUGAUUCUGUUUAAGGCGGCGGAUUCUUCCAGAGAAAUCUACGAGGUGGCCAUGCAGCUGCUACAGAUCCUGGAGCCCAAGCUGUUCCGUUACGCCCACAAGUUGGAGAUCCAGCGGACGGACGGCAUCUUGACUCCACCCUCGGCGCUGCCUCACCUCUACUCCGUGUCUUACUACCAGCUGUCCGAGGAGCUGGCCAGGACUUACCCGGAGCUCACCCUGCCCGUCUUCUCAGAGGUGAGCCAGCGGAUCCAGACGGCGCACCCCGGCGGGCGGCAGGUCAUGCUGCACUACCUCCUGCCGUGGAUGAACAAUGUGGAGCUGGUCGAUUUGAAACCAGACACACGGCGACCGGAUGACGGCGGCGAGGAGGACGAGGAGGAGGAGGAAGAGGCGGCGGUGCGCGAGCGGGAGGCCGCGAUGGUCAACAGCCGGCGCUGGCUCCGUGGGGAAGGGUGGGGCUCCCCUCGCGCCACAACCAUGGUGCUCAACAACCUCAUGUUCAUGACUGCCAAGUACGGAGACGAGUUCGCCUGGUCGGAGAUGGAGAACGUUUGGACCACGUUAGCAGACAGCUGGCCCAAGAACCUCAAAAUCAUCCUGCACUUCCUCAUCGGCAUGUCGGGGGUCAGCAGCGACCCCAGCCUCCUGCCCUACGUGAAACGGGUGGUGGUCUACCUGGGCAGAGAUAAGACCAUGCAGCUGCUGGAGGAGCUGAUGUGCGAGCUCGAGUUGACGGAGCCCGUCUGCUCGGCCGUCACUCACAUGGACAACCCCCCCUACUACCGCAUCAGCUCCAGCCACAAGAUCCCCUCCGUCACCUCAGGAACAACCUCCAGCACCAACACCAUGGUGGCAGGAAACGAUGGUCACCACGACGGCAAGAUCAAGGACUCCAACAUGGAGGACAGCUACACCCACCUGGACAUCUACAGCGGCCUGAACAGCAACCUCAACCGCCAGCACCACCGCCUCGAGUCCCGGUACAGCAGCAGCUCCGGAGGCUCCUACGAGGAGGAGAAGAGUGACUCCAUGCCUCUUUACGCCAACUGGCGUCUGAAAGUGAUGGAUCACAACCGGCCGGAGCCGCUGCCCUUCCCCCCCACGGGGGGCUGCUGGUCCCCCCUCGUGGACUACCUGCCGGAGACCAACUCCCCCGGUGUGCCGCUCCACCGAUGCAACAUCGCGGUCAUCCUCCUCACCGACCUGAUCGUGGACCACGGGGUCAAAGUGGAGUGGAGUGCCUACCUGCACCUCCUGCUACACGCCAUCUUCAUCGGGUUCGACCACCAGCACCCGGAGGUGUACGAGCACUGCAAGCGUCUGCUGCUCCACCUGCUGGUGGUGCAGGGAGCCAACAGCAGCGUUCAGUCCGUUGCCAUGGUGCUGCUACGCAACCGCGACUACAACGAGCCGAGGGUCCUGACCGUGAAGCCGGUAGCUCCGGAGAUCAACCUCACAGGAGUGCAGCAGCUGCUGUCGCAAUGUCAGCCCUCCCCGAUGACCGACUCCGGCCUCAGCUCCUGCUCCACCUCCUCCAGCAUGAGUCUGGGUGCGGGCGGAGCCGCCCUCCCCCACCUCUCGCCCACGCUCCUCAGCGAGGUGGAUGCCCCGCCUGAGCAGGACGAGAAGAUCAAAUGUCUCAUCGAGUUCAUCACCUCGAGGAAGCGCGGCCCCCUCUGGAACCACGAGGACGUGUCGCCCAAGAACCCCAACAUCAAGAGCGCCGAGCAGCUGAGCGUGUUCGUCCGCCACGUGGUGACCGUCUUCCAACACCCGCCCUCAGGUUUCCAGCUGGAGUCACUGCUGAGCGAAGCGGCCCUCCAGACGGCGCUGUCCUGCUCCUCUCGCCACUACGCCGGCCGCUCCUUCCAGAUCUUCCGGGCACUGAAGCAGCCGCUGAGCCUCGCCACGCUGUCGGACGUCCUGUCUCGGCUGGUGGAGACCGUGGGGGACCCGGGGGAGGAGGCGCAGGGUUUCGUGAUUGAACUCCUUUUGACUCUGGAGUCGGGCAUCGACACGCUGGCCGACUCGGUGAAGAGCUACGACCUGCUGACCGCCCUGGCACAGACCUCCGCCCGCGAUCACCUGCUGGGGCCGAAGUUCGCGACCAACAGGAAGAGCACCGGCCAGCUGAACGUGAGCGGCGGCGGCCUCUUCCACUCCGCUCACACCCGCAGCAACUCCCUGCGCGCCAGCCUGGUGGGCGAGCGCAAGGCCGACCGGCGCCGCAGCAACACGCUGGACGUGGCCGACCGGCUGAGCGGUAGCCACGGCAACCUGGCGCGCACGCGGAGCUUAUCGUCGCUCGGCGGCGGGGGUCCAGGAGGGGAAGCCAUCCCCCCCGUGGACCCGUCCAACCUGAUGGCCACCGUGUUCUGGAUCGCCACCUCGCUGCUGGAGUCGGACUACGAGUUUGAGUACCUACUGGCGCUGCGGCUGCUCAACAAGCUGCUGGGUCAGCUGCCGCUGGAGCGCGCCGACAGCAGGGAGCGGCUGGAGAACGUCCAGGCCAAGCUGAAGUGGUACAGCUUCCCCGGGCUGCUGCAGCUCUUCCUGAAGGGCUUCACCUCCGCCUCCACCCAGGAGCUCACCAUCCACCUGCUGAGCAAGCUCAUCAGCGUCUCCAGGCAGACGCUGGUGGACCCGUCGCAAGUGGCAGGGUUCCCCCUGAACAUCCUGUGCCUCCUGCCGCAUCUCAUCCAGCACUUCGACAGCCCGACGGCGUUCUGCAAGGAGACGGCUGACAAGAUCGCCAAGCUGUGCGCCGAGGAGAAGUCGGCCACGCUGUCCAACCUGGCGCACAUGAUGAGCCUGUACAGCACGCACAGCUACUCCCGCGACUGCACCAACUGGAUCAACGUGGUGUGCCGCUACCUCCACGACGCCUUCGCCGAGAUCACCCUGAACCUGGUCACGUACCUGGCCGAGCUGCUGGAGAAGGGCCUUCCCAGCAUGCAGCAGUCCUUGCUGCAGAUCAUCUACAGCCUGCUGAGUCACGUCGACCUGUCGGCGGCCCCCGUCAAGCAGUUCAACCUGGAGAUCAUGAAGAUCAUCGGCAAAUAUGUCCAGAGCCCCCACUGGAAGGAGGCCCAGAACAUUCUGAAGUUGGUGGUGUCCCGCUCAGCCAGCCUCGUCGUCCCCGACGACGUGCAGCGCUCCUACAGCACCGAGUCCUGCGGCUCCCCGGAAAUCGCCUUCACGCGCAUCUUCAACAACUCCUCCAAGGAGCUGCCCGGCAAAACGCUGGACUUCCACUUCGACAUCUCGGAGACGCCGAUCAUAGGGCACAAGUACGGUGACCAGCGCACCGCAGCCGGGCGGAACGGAAAGCCGCAGGUCAUAGCCGUCACCAGGAGCACCUCCUCCACCUCCUCCGGCUCCAACUCCAACGGUCUGGUGCCAGUGAGCUGGAAGAGGCCGCAGCUCUCCCAGAGGAGAACCAGAGAGAGGCUGAUGAAUGUCCUUUCUCUGUGCGGCCCGGACUCCGGCGUUCCCAAAAAUCCAUCUGUAAGACUCCUCUCCUACUCUAAAGCCUCUGACAAGGUGGUGUUCUCCUCCAACGAGGACCUGGACUCGGCGGACCAGCAGACCAGUCUCAUUCCCACAGUGGAGGAGGUGGUCCGAGAGGAGGAGCUGCAGGGAGAAGACACGGGCAGCGAGCAGCAGUUCGGUGUCUUCAAGGACUUUGACUUCCUGGAUGUGGAGCUGGAGGAUGCUGAGGGCGAGAGCAUGGACAACUUCAACUGGGGGGUGCGGCGGCGCUCGCUGGAGAGCAUGGACAAAGGGGACACGCCAACUCUGCAGGAGUGCCAGUUCGCCGGCAGCACGCCGAGCCUCAACCUCACCAACCACGAGGACACGGACGAGUCGUCCGAGGAGGAGGUACUGAGCGCUAGCCAGAUUCUCACCCGCUCUGGCCUUCUCAACAGCGACUCGGCCACCGACGACACGGCGUCCAACCACGUGGACUCCUGCGGCGCGCUGCCCGACGAGGCCCCCGCCCUGCCCUCCCCCCCCUCCCUCACGCGCCUGGAUAGCCCCCUUUUGGAGAUGGCCCACUCAGACAGCACCGGCAGCCAGCUGCCUGAGGACAACGUCAGCGGGACAGCGGCGGACGAGCUGAGCAGCAGCGUGAGCGAGGACACGGGCUUUUGCAGCGCCCCCCCUCUGCCCUCUGACCCCUCGGAGCUGUGUGACCCCCCCGACUCUCAUGACCCCCAGGAGGACCUGGACCCGGCCCCCCCUCCCCCGCCGGCCACAGACACUCCACCAGGGUCCCUCUGCGAGGAGGAGUCCCAGACGGGCACCCCCCCCUCGCUGCCCUCCCCCAUGCCGCCAGAGACUAAGCCGGACCCGGACCCCCCCUGUGUGUCCGAGUGGGAGGAGGACGUGACGCAGGCCCUGAGGGAGCUGGACGAGCGCUGCGAGGAAGAGGAGGCCGACUUCUCCAGCAUGUCCAGUCAGGAUGAAGGGGACGCAGACUGCUUCCCUGAGAUCCAGGCCUCUCCCCCCCCCUCGCCCUUCCUCUCCGCCAUCCUGGCAGCGUUCCAGCCCGUCGCCUAUGACGACGAGGAGGACGCCUGGCGUUGCCACGUCAACCAGAUGCUGUCGGACACGGAUGGCUCCUCGGCCGUCUGCACCUUCCACGUCUUCUCCAGACUCUUUCAGAGCAUUCAGAGGAAGUUCGGCUCCAUCACACACGCCUCCGUGGGCUUCCUCGGCGAGCGGCUGCAGCGGAUGGGCAACCAGUUCCUCAGCUCGCUGGAGGUGAUGACGUCCCGCUCGCAGUGUCCCACCGUGCUGCUGGACGCCGAGACGCUCGUCUCUUGUGGACUCCUGGAGACUCUGAAGUUCAGUGUGCUGGAGCUGCAGGAACAUCUGGACACCUACAACGCCAAGAGGGAGGCAGCUGAAGCCUGGCUGGAGAACUGCAGGAAAACAUUUGGGGACAAAGACGGCGUCCGAGGACCCAACACUCACGCACAGCAAAUGGAAAAUCUAGCAGAGCUGGAGCUUUGCCGCCGCCUCUACAAGCUGCACUUCCAGCUGCUGCUGCUCUUCCAGGCCUACUGCAAGCUCAUCAGCAGGGUGGACACCAUGAAGAGGGAGGCGGAGGUGACCAACAUGUCCGAGGAGCUGACCAUCCUCGAGAGCUGUCUGAAGGACGCAGAGACAGGAAGUGACGGCCAGGAGGACGUGUGCAUGACCGAGUCGCCGCAGACCAACACUGAGGCGGCCAUCCAGUCCCUCAUCGAGACCCUGAGGGCCAGAGACUUUGGCUCCGCCCUCUCACAGGUCAAAGUCUUCAGGUCCCUGUGGCCCAGCGACAUCUUCGGCAGCGAGGCGGACGACGCCGUGCAGACCCUGCUGCACAUCUACUUCCGCCACCAGACGCUGGGCCAGACGGGCUGCCUCGCCGUGGUCGGGCCCAGCCGGGACCUCAGCCCGGCCAGCGCCCGCCUCACCGAGCUCAACCUGCAGAUCCGCGAGGCGCUGGGCCGGGCCCAGGCCGUCCAGCCCCUCUCGGUCAGCACCGGACUGUGACCCCCCCCCCCGCCCCCCUCCCGCCUCCUCGCUCUACACAGACCUCACCUCAGCUGUAGAGAGGGUAGACAGCGAGGGGCUCCACCUUAAAGGGCUAACGGAUGAGUGGGAAUAACUGACUCUAUUUAUACAUCUAUAUGGAUGUAGAUCUAUAGAUAUUAUAGAUCUAUAGAUAGAGUAGAUCUAUAGAUAUCUAUAUCGCGUAUGAAUGCUUCUGGCUGACGUCUUUUCCCGAACGAAGCCGACCUGCAGAAUUCAGUUUGCAAUAAAGUGGUGUGGAGGUUUUUCUGGUGACUUCUAUUUAGCUUCAGGGUUUCUUUGCCGGAUGGAACCUGGCGGCUCCUCCUCGGGGGGGGGGGGGCGGGGGGGUUGGGGGGGUUAUGGGAGCAUGUGGAACUGUGUGUGUGUGAGGACACGCCAGCGAGAAUCACACACCUUGUUUAAGACGUUUUCAAACGCAUGCUUGAAAGAGGAAAAAAAAAAAAAAAGCACUGCGAGAAUAUUUUUUUGAGAAAUGUAUUUUUUAUUAGAGCUAACAUCCUAGGUUGUAAAAUGUUAGGAUAUUUAACAUGUAGCCCUGUGGGAGACCUUUUGCCUUUCAGGGAGUGUAAAAAGAGAAAUAUAUAUAUAUAUAUCUGUUUAUUGAUCUGCUUUGAGAAGACCGGUCUCCGCUUUAACCAAAUAAGUAGCUUUCUUUAGACCGAAUGGAAUCAUAACUUAUUUUACUCUGUAUAUAUUUUAGAGAAAGUGUAAAACCAGUAUUUUUCUCCCCUUGUGAUGCACUGUUGAUCCGGCAGGAAGUGACGAGUCUUCAUCCGCCCCUCAAGCGUUUGUUCGGGAGGGGGGGGGGGUCAGAGGGCGCCCCCCCCCCUCCCGCUCUGAUCCAAACUAGUCAUAUGCAUUCCUUCUCCACUGUGAUCGGUUCGCCGAAUCCCUCGAGGGACACUUUUUGUUUGUAAUCACGUUGCCAAGCAACGCCCCUCAUCCCCUCACUUUUUUUUUUGAAGGGGGGAAAACAGUCAAAGCUGCGCUUUGCUGGGAGAUCUGGUCUCGGCACAUUAACACGUCACUGUACUCAUUCCUCCUGCUUGUCUGGUACAUUUGAUGCUGUUCUUAUUUAAUUAUUUACCUGGAAGAUGUUUUAAUGUAGAGGUGCAUUAUAACUUUUUUUUUCAUUACUCACAUACCAGCCUUCUCUCUGGAUAAAUAAACUAAUCAUACAGCUGUG